ACUUGAGAGCAUCCGCAGUAGAGCAGCUGCAGAGAGUUAAAAGCAAAAAAGAUGCAGCUGAAAACGGUAGCGACUGGCUUGGGGUAAAUUCUCUGGUUUGGAUGAGCGGUUGGGAAGGCGAAACAAGUCAAGUCAAACUUUAGAAAAGAUUGUGGACCGUGCGCCAUCCAGUGGAAAUUAAAUUCGGUUGGUCUCCGUGAUUGGAGCCCGGGGUCCAGCUGGAACUUAAACUGACUUCAGAUAUUGUUUGCAUUUGGAUCGUACAGAGCCUACAAACUUCUAAAGCUGAGAAGACAGAAAAUGAUGUCUUUGGACAAUUUUGACAGGACAGUCCGGAGCCCAGUUGUUCCAUAUGCUGGAACCUUAAUGGAUGGUCUUUCACCUGGAGAUCUUGUAAUAAUACAUGGAUUUGUUCCUGAAGAUUCAGAGAGGUUCCAGGUGGACUUUCAGUGUGGUAACAGUGCAAAACCUCGUGCCGAUGUAGCCUUUCAUUUCAACCCUCGGUUCAAAAGAUCCGGUUGCCUAGUUUGCAAUACCUUGCAGAAAGAAAAAUGGGGCACAGAAGAGAUUACUUAUGAGAUGCCUUUCGAAAAAACAAAACCUUUUGAGAUAGUUUUUAUGGUUCGCCAUGAUAAAUUCCAGGUGUCAGUUAAUAGAAAGCAUGUGUUGCUGUAUAAACAUAAGAUUAAUUUGGAAAAAAUUGACACUCUUGCAAUAUCAGGAAAAGUGAAAGUUACGUUGAUUGGAUUUGUUUCCAACAAGGAAGAUGUACCUGAUAGCUCACAGUUUGUAAUUCCUUAUUCAGCGAAACUUAAUUAUUCUGUUGAGCCUGGACGAACAAUUGCUGUUAAAGGAGAAGUUAAAGAAAAAGCAAAUGGCUUUGCAAUUAAUCUUAAACCGAGUGAGUCAAGCGAUAUUGCUCUUCAUUUGAAUCCCCGAAUAAAAGACAAUGUUUUUGUGAGAAAUUCUUAUCUGUUCGAUAGCUGGGGAGAAGAGGAAAGAUCUAUUGCUCAUUUUCCUUUCAGGCCAGGAAUGUACUUUGAGCUACUAAUUUUCUGCAAAGAUCAUCAAUAUAAUGUUGCUAUCAAUGGCGUGCAUAUUCUAGAGUACAAACAUCGAUUUAAGCAGCUUGACAAGAUCCGUAUAUUGGAAGUCUUCGGGGAUGUUCAACUACUAGAUGUAAGAUGUUGGUAGUUGUGCAGUACCUGUGUUUUAUUAAUUGCUUGCAGAGAAUCAUCUUGAUGUAACCAAAAAGAAGGAAGAUUGCAGAAAUUUUUCUGUAUAUCAUUACUUACAUUAAUUGAAAUACCAUAUCUAUUAACUAAUCUUAAAAUGGUCUAACAAUUUAUAGUUUACUAACUGACAUUGUGCCUAAAUGUAAAUGGCAAUUGCAAUCCGGAAAGAAACUCCAUUGAACUCAAUAAGGACUGCCUCAUCAGUGUCCAGUAAAAUUAGCAGGCUUCUGCAUAUUUCUGUGCAAUAUAUAACAUGUUUACAUUAAGACUGUUUACCUAGGCAACAGUUUUUGUAUCUCAAUCUACUGCCUAGCAUUGUUAAAAAUCUAUAUAAUUAUAAUUUUCUGCUGAGGUUUAUAGAGAAUAUAUGAAUUUCCAAUCUAUAAUUAAAAUUCCGAAAGUGCAAA
Molecule: messenger RNA, 1642 nt
Organism: Thamnophis elegans (Western terrestrial garter snake)
Lineage: Eukaryota; Metazoa; Chordata; Lepidosauria; Squamata; Natricidae
Gene: LGALS8
Product: galectin 8
Exons: 9
Coding region: 301-1194 (297 amino acids)
Molecular function (GO): carbohydrate binding
Source: RefSeq, a predicted model, not a curated record